AUGCUGUGUGGGGAAAAGCGUGGGGCGUGGGACAGCAAUUAUACGGACAAGUAUUGGAAGACAAAGGAAUUGAUAGAAAAGUUUAACAAAGAGAGGAGUCAACCAAAACUACUGAUCCCUAAACCUCCGGAACUAAUCGAACCCAAGGCUUACGGAAAGGUUAAAGUCGUUGACUAUCUGUCUCUGGAGGACGUGUUGAGCAAAAUCAAGCCAAUCGUCACCGAAAAGCCAACGCAUAUGGAGUUAUUGAAUUUGGGACACAAUUAUGGCCAAAACUAUGGUUUCAUUAACUAUAGACUCAAAAAUUUACAAAAAUUAAAACAGUUAAAACUAACCGGUGGCGCAUCUGAUCAGGCGGUUAUACUCAUAGACCACAAUCCGGUGGGACUCGUGGACAGCACUAAAGACUAUGAAUUAAACGUAACUGACUCUCAAUUUGCAAACACAACGACCCAUACGUUGAAUAUUAUUGUUGAAAACACGGGUCGAGCGAAGAUUGGAGGAGGAAUUAAUACGGCCCGCAAAGGUCUGAACGGAGACGUGACUAUCGACGGGAAAAUAGGGUUAUCAUUGGAUAUAAAGGAGAGUCCGAGCGAUACGUUUGUCCGAUUGGACGGCUGGACGAAAGGCAAUGUGUUUGUCAAUGGCUUCAAUGCGGGCCGUUAUUACUCAGUCGGUCCGCAACACACUCUGUAUAUACCGGCGCCGCUCUUGAAGUCAGGCCUAAACCAUAUCUCAGUGUUUGAAUUNGCAACACACUCUGUAUAUACCGGCGCCGCUCUUGAAGUCAGGCCUAAACCAUAUCUCAGUGUUUGA
Messenger RNA from Medioppia subpectinata, 816 nucleotides. The record is from the annotation of a GenBank genome assembly. NCBI's taxonomy places the organism in Eukaryota, Metazoa, Arthropoda, Arachnida, Sarcoptiformes, Oppiidae.